Messenger RNA from Thrips palmi, 761 nucleotides. RefSeq lists its product as uncharacterized. The transcript has a single exon. Lineage: Eukaryota; Metazoa; Arthropoda; Insecta; Thysanoptera; Thripidae. The coding region runs from base 52 to 696 and encodes 214 amino acids. The record is from RefSeq and is a predicted model, not a curated record.
AGCAACACAGAAACAUCUCUUGCUGAGUAUGAUUUGGAAGGCAAACUUGAAAUGGCAAUUUUAUCAUGUGUGAAUUCCUAUGAUAAAGCGCAAGUUGAGGGGUCAAAGCUUUUGUUUGAGAGAGUGGAUAAAAUAGAGUUACGAGUUGCAAAAUAUUCACCUUUGAAAGGAUCUUCGUUUCUUCCUCUCCCAAAAUGGUUGAGACUUCCAUGUAAAGGACUAAUUAAUAUUCAAAAUUAUGCUGAUAAUCGCUGCUUCUUGUGGAGUUGUCUUGCAGGAGUAAGCCUUCCCAAAAUUCAUCCAGAACGUGUAUCCCACUACAAGUCCAGACAGAAAGAGUUAAAUAUGAAAAAUAUCAAAUAUCCAGUUAAGGUUAAAGAUGUGGACAAAUUUGAAAAACAAAAUAAAGGAAUAAGUGUCAGUGUGUUUGGGUUAGAGGAAGAUGAUACGAUUGUACCACUUCGAGUCACUCCUAAAUUGAAAACACGUCACAUUAACCUCUUACUCCUGCAAGAUGGCGAUGAUUAUCACUAUGUGUUAAUUAAAAAUAUAAGUAGAUUUCUCAGUCACCUUACUACUCGCAAAAAGAGGUUGUUUUGGUGUGAAAAUUGCUUACCUGUUACCUGUUUGUGUUUCUUACAGAAUGGCUGGCGUACCACAAGAAGUGUUACCUGUUGCUCAGGAAGCGAUAAAUGAAUUUAACCUCCUCCACCCGCGCCAAGAAGAAUACAUAACGUGUCAAAAACUGCAAGAGGGUAGUA